GUCUUAUUUUGCCUUUGACGAGAAAAAAAAGACUAUUUUUUUUUUGUUUUCAUUUUAUUAAUUUCGAGGAGUGGUAUCUGAGGUAGUAAACAUACUUAGCCAGCCAAUUACCCCAAAUAUCAUACAACCUCAAACAUACAUACCCAUAACGCAAUAUAGUAUAUAAUUUUUCACUUAGAUUAUUGUACAAAAGAGUUUGGAGGAUAAAAGAGAAAGGAAAAAAUACAACAGGAAGAAGAAAGAAAAAAGAUGUCUUUCACUGGAACUCUUGAUAAGUGCAAAGCCUGUGACAAGACUGUUUAUGUUGUUGAUCUCUUGUCUCUUGAAGGAGUGCCAUAUCACAAAUCCUGCUUCAAAUGCAGCCAUUGCAAAGGCACUUUGCAGAUGAGCAAUUACUCCUCUAUGGAUGGAGUGUUGUUCUGCAAGACUCAUUUUGAGCAACUUUUCAAGGAGUCUGGAAAUUUCAGCAAGAAUUUUCAAAGUGGUAAGAGAGAGAGUACUCCUCCUGUCAUUUUCAUUAUCCAUUAUUUGUUAUCUUCUAUGUCUUCUAUGUUCUCUGGAACUUUGGACAAAUGCUCGGCCUGUACCAAAACUGUUUACCCACUUGAGAAGGUGACAAUGGAAGCUGAGUGUUACCACAAGACAUGUUUUAGGUGUGCCAUAGGAGGUUGCCACUUGACACACUCAUCAUAUGCUGCCCUUGAUGGUGUCCUCUAUUGCAAGCACCAUUUUGCUCAGCUGUUCCUAGAGAAGGGAAACUACAACCAUAUCCUCCAAGCUGCUUCUCACAAGAGAUCUGCCUCUACUCCCCCACCGGAGGCUGUUGAGGGCGAAGCAGAGGAGGCCACCGCCGGAGAUGGAACAACUAAUCAAGAAGGAGAAGACAAUAAUGGCAAAUGAGGAACAAACCAUUAGAUUUUAUACUAUACCCGCCCACCCACCCACACAUAAAUAUAUUUAUAGUACCACAUUAAAAUACAAAAACAUACACUCAUGGUUCCUAAACUCUAUACUCAGAUCUUAUGAAGAGUUCUUUGAGGUUCCACUCUUUAUAUUACCGGUUGUUGGCUUCAUUCAUCAUCACCUUGACCAGCAAUCCACUCACCCAUCAAAUUCAUUAUCCUUCAAAAUAUAUUUGUUUUCUUCUUCUACUAUUUUUCUUCUUUUUAAUU
This is a messenger RNA of Linum tenue, 1172 nucleotides long. NCBI's taxonomy places the organism in Eukaryota, Viridiplantae, Streptophyta, Magnoliopsida, Malpighiales, Linaceae. The record is from the annotation of a GenBank genome assembly.